AUGGUAUUAGGGAGAGACCCAGAUGGAGUGUUAGGAGAAGAAGAAGUUAAGGAUGGAGUGGUAGGUGGGGAGUUUAUAGACAUAGGAAUGGCAGCUUCAAAUGCUCCUGAAUUUCAUGUAAAUUUCCUUACUUUAUUGGUUGUUACCAAUGUAACCCACUUCACCAUUUUCAGUUUCUUCUUUAAAAAUGCUACUUUGCCUUGUUUUUCACUUCAGGAAAACAUGAAGGUUGGGAAAAUUUACUCUAAAUUCAUGUCCAUGAAGUUCUAUUAUGCUUCAAUGGCUUCUUUUCUUUUUGUCAUAGCUAUUCUUUUCCCUUGUGUUAUUGCCGAUCUUAAUUCCGACAAGCAAGCCCUUCUUGAUUUUAUCAAUGCUGUGCCUCACCGUCGAAACCUGAUGUGGAAUCCAUCCGCCUCAAUCUGUACAUCCAGUGGCGGAGCCAGCGUCCGGCCAGGUAGGGCAGCUGCCCAGGCUCCGCCCGACCAUGUUUCACCAUCUCGCGAUGGAGAUCUUUUAUGGCCAUCUUCCGACACACCAUACCGUAAACAGAUACACACCGCAACACCACUCUUGCCUUUCCGGUUUCCGUUCAAUCAAUUAUCGGUUGUGGUGUUGAAUUUGUUGUUUCGUGCUAUGUCCACCAAUCUUCGUUGCCUAUGGUUUGAUUGGGUCAUUACUGUGAAUGGAAAGAAGGAGAAAAUAGCUUCAGGUUUGUUCAACCCCUUUCACUUCCACUUGAAGGUUGCUCAAGAUCAAAUGGCAAAGGUUGGUUAUUCAAUUGUUCUUGUGCCUGAGCACGAAAGCGAUGCCACAUGGUUUUCCAGAGUAAAUAUUGAAAGGUUUGUUCAUUUUGUGAGCACACCUGAAAUACUGUAA
This is a messenger RNA of Vicia faba (fava bean), 876 nucleotides long. NCBI's taxonomy places the organism in Eukaryota, Viridiplantae, Streptophyta, Magnoliopsida, Fabales, Fabaceae. The record is from the annotation of a GenBank genome assembly.